AUGCACAGGAUGCUCACAGACGACAGAUUUCAUCGGGUCGAUGCUGACCUGCUCAUACCAGGAAAAGGGGAUCCGAUCCCCCACGGCGCCGUGAUAUGGCAAUCCAAAACCAUUCGGUACGCUGGACCCCAAUCAGGGGUCCCUGCAGAGUUUCAAGGGGCCACAACCACCCAUGUUCCUGUCGUAAUGCCAGGGAUGUGGGAUUGCCACAUCCACUUCCUGGGCGCCACAGCAGCAACGAUGAAUGCAAUCGUCGACACGUCACAGGCUCUGGCAGGUGCUCGGAGCGUGCCGGACCUGCACGCCACCGUUAUGGCCGGGUUCACCUCAGUGCGUGAGGUCGGGGGCUAUGGGUGUGACCUUGCAAAGGUCGUAGCAGAGGGCCGAAUCCGUGGGCCGAAUAUUUACUCAAGUCAUUCUGCCAUAAGCAUGACUGCGGGACACGGUGAUGUUCACGGCGUCCAUAGGGACUCGCUGCUUGACCUGUGCGCCCAUGGCCUACCAUUGACAAUUGCUGACGGUGUACCUGAAUGCCUGCUCGCUGUGCGAAAGCAGUUGCGCCGGGGUGCAAAAGUCAUAAAGGUCUGUGCUAGUGGAGGCGUCGUGAGCGCUAUCGAUGACCCGCACCACCAGGAGUUCUCCUUCGAGGAGCUGAAAGCAAUCGUUGACGAAGCGGCGCGGGCACGCCGGGUCGUCGCUGCUCACUGUCAUGGUAAAGCGGGGAUUAUGAAUGCAUUGCACGCCGGCUGUCGCACGAUCGAGCAUGGCAGCUUCCUCGAUGAAGAGGCUGUUGAGCUGAUGAAGGAGAAAGGUGCGAUUCUAGUAGCCACCCGCAGUGUCAUUGAGAGUGGACUAGCAAUGAAAGAUCUUUUCACCCCGUCAUCCUAUCAGAAGCUCCUCGAAGUCGCUGAUGCACACAAACAAGCGUACGAACUUGCUGUUUCAAGAGGUGUCACCAUAGCCCUUGGUACCGAUCAGUUUAUCAGCUCAGAUAAUCCGAUCAUAGGCUACGGUCGCAAUGGCCAUGAAGUGAGGUAUGCGGUAGAUGCCGGCUUAACCCCUCUCGCGGCCAUUGAAGCUGCCACGGCGAAUGGGCCGCUUACUCUAGGUUACCAAGCGCCACCGAGCGGUCAGCUGAAGGAAGGGUUUGACGCAGACAUCAUUGCAGUGAGAGAGAAUCCACUGGGAAAUAUUGCAGUUCUGUCUAACUCAAAGAAUAUCACGCAUGUCUGGAAUGGUGGAAAGCUGAUAAAAUCGUAA
Molecule: messenger RNA, 1260 nt
Organism: Aspergillus pseudotamarii
Lineage: Eukaryota; Fungi; Ascomycota; Eurotiomycetes; Eurotiales; Aspergillaceae
Product: metal-dependent hydrolase family protein
Exons: 1
Coding region: 1-1260 (419 amino acids)
Molecular function (GO): hydrolase activity, acting on carbon-nitrogen (but not peptide) bonds
Source: RefSeq, a predicted model, not a curated record